Gilbertella persicaria is the source of this 1708-nucleotide messenger RNA. RefSeq names its product SecY subunit of pre protein translocase. Lineage: Eukaryota; Fungi; Mucoromycota; Mucoromycetes; Mucorales; Choanephoraceae. The transcript has 4 exons. Gene Ontology annotation, biological process: post-translational protein targeting to membrane, translocation; SRP-dependent cotranslational protein targeting to membrane, translocation. Gene Ontology annotation, molecular function: ribosome binding; transmembrane protein transporter activity; signal sequence receptor activity. Gene Ontology annotation, cellular component: Sec61 translocon complex; membrane. Bases 34 to 1473 code for a protein of 479 amino acids. The record is from RefSeq and is a predicted model, not a curated record.
GCGUCUUCUCUCUCGUUCACAAUAAAAAAAAAUAUGGGCAUCCGGGUACUUCGCUUCUUCAAGCCUUUUAUGGCUGCCCUUCCUGAGAUAGAGUCUCCUGAUCGUAAAGUUCCUUUCAAUUUCAAGUUGUUAUAUACCGUUAUUACUCUUUUCGCCUACCUUGUUAUGUCUCAACUCCCUCUUUAUGGUGUCGUGUCUUCUGACUCUUCUGACCCUCUUUAUUGGUUCCGCACUGUUUUGGCUUCUAGCCGUGGUACUCUUAUGGAACUUGGUGUUUUACCUAUUCUUACUUCUGGUAUGGUCUUGCAACUCUUAGCCGCUUCCAAUGUUAUUCAUGUCGAUUACAGUUUGAAAGAAGACCGCUCUUUGUUUUGCGGUGCUCAAAAAUUGUUUGCUGUUUUGAUUGCUAUUACUCAAGCUACUCUUCUUGUCUUCACCGGUCUUUAUGGUAAUCCUAUUGAAAUUGGUACUAUUCGUUGUGGUUUGCUUAUCCUUCAACUUGUCUUUUCAUCCUAUGUCACUAUUCUUUUGGACGAAUUAUUGCAAAAGGGUUAUGGUAUGGGAUCUGGUAUCAAUAUCUUUGUUGCUGCCAAUGUCUGCCAAACUAUCUUUUGGAAAGCCUUGUCCUUCUCCACCAUUGCAACCAUUCGUGGUAAUGAAUAUGAAGGUGCCCUUAUUUCUCUCUUCCACUUGAUCAGUUCUCGCAAAGAUAAGGCUCGUGCUCUCAAGGAUGCCUUUUAUCGUUCUGAUUUAACUAAUGUAAUGAGUGUUAUGGCUACACUGGCUACUUUUGCUUUUGUGAUUUAUAUUCAAGGCUUCCGUAUUGAACUUCCCGUCAAGUCUAACCGUCUUCGUGGUCAACGCGCCAACUAUCCUAUCAAGUUCUUUUACACCUCUAGCAUGCCUAUCAUGCUUCAAACUGCCUUAUUUGCCAAUGUUUUCUUGUUCUCUCAAACUGUGUAUACUUACUUUGGUAGCAACUUGCUUAUUCGCGUGCUUGGCGUUUGGGAACCUGUCAAUACUGAAUCUAACCAACUCAUUCCCACUGGUGGUCUUGUCUAUUAUAUUUCUACUCCCCGUAGCUUGACUGAAGCCAUCUUUGCUCCUGUCCACACUGCUGUUUAUGUAUCCAUCACUCUUAUUAUCUGUGCUUACUUUUCAAAGGUUUGGGUUGACAUUUCCGGUUCUUCAUCUCGUGACGUUGCCAAGACUCUUAAAGAUCAACAACUUACCAUUGCUGGUUUCCGUGAUGUCUCCAUGUACAAGGAACUGCAACGUGUUAUUCCUGUUGCUGCCUCUUUUGGUGGUGCCGCCUUGGCUAUUAUUGCUGUCAUUGCUGAUAUUUUCGGCGUUAUUGGUUCAGGCGCAGGUAUUUUGAUGUGUGUCAUGAUCAUCUUCCAAUACUUUGAAAUGUUUGUGAGAGAGCAAAUGGAAGGCAACAUGACAAUGGAAGCUAUGAUGGCAGGUCAAUAGAUUUUAGAUCAACUUAAUUGAUAUAUGCAGCUUGUCCCCUCUUGUUUUAUAGUUCUAUUUUUCCUAUUUCUUUUUGUAUCUAUAUAAAAAAUCAUUAUCUUAUUCGGACAUAUAUAAACUUUAUGUAAAAGAACAAUAUCAUAUUCUCGGAAGAUAAUCUCGAAACUGUCAAACUCUAGCAAAACUAAACGAAAGCGUAUGUAUGUGAAGGAUUUUUUUUCAAUUAUAAAUUCGU